Cyprinus carpio (common carp) is the source of this 1348-nucleotide messenger RNA. RefSeq names its product voltage-gated purine nucleotide uniporter SLC17A9-like. Gene Ontology annotation, cellular component: membrane. Gene Ontology annotation, molecular function: transmembrane transporter activity. The record is from RefSeq and is a predicted model, not a curated record. NCBI's taxonomy places the organism in Eukaryota, Metazoa, Chordata, Actinopteri, Cypriniformes, Cyprinidae. Gene Ontology annotation, biological process: transmembrane transport.
AGUUAUAGAAAGUGGUAGAUGCUGAUGCUGAUGAACAUUGUUUUUACAGGAUAGGAGGAGAGAGAGUACUGCUGCUGUCCACCUCCUCCUGGGCUGUGAUGACAGCUAUUACUCCACUUCUGGCCAACAUUGGACUCCAACCUCUUGUUACCAUGACAGUGACCAGGUUUCUACUGGGGGUAAUGCAGGGUGUUCACUACCCUUCUCUUGUCAGUAUCUGUGCUCAGCGUGUGGUGGAGGGAGAGAGAGGUUUUUUGAUGAGCACACUGGCCUGUGGGUGUUACCUAGGGAUGCUGCUGGUUGGAGGUGUGGGUUCCCUGAUGAUGGACUGGUUUGGAUGGGGGAGUGUGUUUUAUGGAGCUGGUCUCCUUGCUGUUUGCUGGACCUGUUGUGUAAGGAAAUGUCUUCUUCAAGGUCCAGUUUUCUCCCUCUACUCACCGUGGAGCAGUAGUUCUGCUUCUGAAUCUUCUAGAAUCAAUUGGCUGUAUCUCCUCAGAGAGCCUAGUGUCUGGGCUAUGAUCAUUGCUCAUCUCUGCUUUAGUAGCACGCAUUACACCCUCAUAUCAUGGUUACCAACAUUCUUCAAAGACAUGUUUCCUCAUGCCAAGGAUUGGGUGUUUAAUGUGAUGCCCUGGUUUGUGGCAUUGCCCACUUCACUUUUUGGAGGCUCUAUCUCUGAUCAUCUCAUUAGGCAAGGCUGCGGGACAGCAUCUGUAAGGAAACUGAUGCAGUUCUUGGCAAUGGGAGUAGCCAGUGUGUUCAUCUUACUUCUCUGUAAGACGGACAGCUUUAUCUAUGCGGUUGCUUGUGUCUCUCUGGCUGUUGGGCUGUCCACAUUUAAUAAUAGUGGGGUGUCUGUGAAUGUGCAUGACCAGGCACCAUCAUGUGCAGGAGCCUUGUUUGGGGUUAUGAACACAUGUUCUGCUUUUACUGGUUUGCUGUUGGUGUACUUGUCUGGCUACAUGAUUGAGAUCACAGGCUCCUGGGUGAAUGUGUUCUCAAUCCUGGCUCUGGUGAACGUCACUGGUGUCACCGUAUUCAUAGCUCUGGGUGAAGCAAAGCGAGUUGAUCAGUCUCAGAUCAUCUCAACAUCAUGUUGAAAACAAAUUCUUCCUUUCAGAGACAUAUUGGGGUUUCUUUAUUUGUCAUUUGUAACAAAUGGAUUGAAACUCCUCAACCUCAUUAAUUUAAAUGUGUAUUAGCAGGGCUGGUUGAAAUUAUGCAAUGAAACAUGUUUUAUGUUUUGUAUAACAAUUAUUUAUCUAAAAUGUGAAGUAUAUGCAACAGCAGGGCAAUUGUCAUUCCACUAAUAUGAUUAGAAUUAUUAAACGGUCUCAGUCUUAAGUGA